AUGGGUGCUCCAGUGGUGUAUGUUUCACCGGCUCUACAUGUCGACCUUACUUCUUAUCUGGCUACCGAAUUUUUUAUCAGUGAUGUAGUCGUUCUGAAGAAAUCAUCUGGACACUUGGCUGACAUUGAAGCUCGAAUUGAUCAUGCAGCAUUCGAAAAGCAAAUUGAUGAGGACUGUGCAGCUGGAAAGAGACCACUGAUUGUGAUUGGGGUUGUUGGCUCACAAAUUCUUGGACAGAAUGAUAUAAUAAGUCAUCUUUUGGAAAUAAGAAAGGCCAAGAACCGUUUUUGGAUACAUGUUGUUGGGCAGGUAAGCAACCUUUUGAAUGUUUAUAAAAUGGGAUACGCUUACGUUGUCUGGUUUUGUCUGUGA
This is a messenger RNA of Gongylonema pulchrum, 372 nucleotides long. NCBI's taxonomy places the organism in Eukaryota, Metazoa, Nematoda, Chromadorea, Rhabditida, Gongylonematidae. The record is from the annotation of a GenBank genome assembly.